GCAGAAGAAGGAAAAGCGUGUGCUUCCGACAUCGAGUGUGGGGAUGAAGAGUGUUGUCAAAUCCUCAGUGAAUUUAUGGUGGUCAGCAAACGCGCAGAGUCCGGAACGUGCCAGCGGUACAUACAGGAAGGUGAGCCGUGCGAUAUGUACGGGAAAAUCAACGGUUUCUGUAGCUGCUUUCCUGGAUAUUCUUGCGUUGCCGUGGAGGUUCCUCUGAAUGACACUCAGAUUAUCGUAAAGAGAAAGCCGCCACCGCCAAGACCCGGCUACACAUACGACAUCAAAUGUGUCAAAGGAAAUGCUAAAUAA
Messenger RNA from Candidula unifasciata, 309 nucleotides. The record is from the annotation of a GenBank genome assembly. NCBI's taxonomy places the organism in Eukaryota, Metazoa, Mollusca, Gastropoda, Stylommatophora, Geomitridae.